Sphaerodactylus townsendi is the source of this 2138-nucleotide messenger RNA. It is a transcript of the gene SIRAL2, whose product is annotated as family with sequence similarity 118 member A. The coding region runs from base 259 to 1551 and encodes 430 amino acids. The record is from RefSeq and is a predicted model, not a curated record. The transcript has 9 exons. NCBI's taxonomy places the organism in Eukaryota, Metazoa, Chordata, Lepidosauria, Squamata, Sphaerodactylidae.
GCGGUCUCGUGCGAAGGCGGCGAUCAGCGUGGCUGGUCCAGCGGAGAGAUGGGGGCGGGGGCGUCUGCCUAAAUCCAAACUCCUUUCCCGGGACUGAAAGUGAAGCCCCCCCCCGCCCCACCCCCACCUCUUGGGUCCGGUUGUAGUCCCCCCCCCCGCCACCUUUACGUUUCUUUGCACAGAGGCUGUUGCAAAACCCGGUCUGCCUUAGAAGAAAUGCCCCCCCCCCCCCGUCUUGAGUGAUGCUGAUCAGAUCCGAUGCGAGAAUCGGAAGACUUGAAGCAAACGGGGAGGGGGGGGGGGGGGGGGUCGCCUCCCCUAUUUGGCCAGGGGUCUUAUUCCUUUAACCCUGGUGGGAUGGGGAGCCAGUCAGCGCAAGAAGCAGCAUCUGUUGGAUUUCUGCCCAUCAUACCAGGGGUUGCAGGGAUGGAUUCCGCAGACAGGAGGACAAGGGGAAGCGAACAAAAAUCGAGGAAAUUUUUAAAAAGCCUUAUCCGGAAGCAGCCCCGGGACCUUCUGUUGAUGAUCGGAGCGCGGGGUGGAAGAGUGCUCAGUAGCCCCCCCGGAAUCAGCCAUUUCUCCCCGGCCUCCUGGCGGAGCUGCAUUGAAGCCGCCAUCGAAGCAGCCGACCAGGGCUUAGAGGUGCUGCAACCCCAGGGACGCGUGGCUGAGUUCCGCAAGAAAGUGGCGAAGGACCGAGAUUUACUGGUGGUUGCCCACGAUUUAAUCCGAAAGAUGUCACCGCGCACAGGUGAUGCCAAACCCAACUUUUUCCAGGAUUGCCUGAUGGAGGUUUUUGACAGUUUGGAGCAACACAUUCAGAAUCCUGUUGUUUUGCAGUCAAUCCUCCAACUGAUGGAGAGAGGUACUAUGGUGCUCACCACCAACUAUGACAACUUACUUGAAAUCUUUGGCCAGCAACAGGGUAAACCAAUGGAAUCUCUGGACUUGAAAGAUAAGGACAAGGUUCUCCAGUGGGCGAAGGGUCACAUCAAGUACGGUGUUCUUCACAUUCACGGCUUGUACACCGAUCCCUGCGGAAUGGUAUUGGAUCCUUCAGGAUAUAAAGACGUUACUCAAGACCCUGAAGUGAUGGAGGUCUUACAGAACCUAUACCGUACAAAAUCAUUUCUGUUUCUGGGCUGCGGAGAGACCCUGCGGGAUCAGAUAUUCCAAGCUCUCUUUCUCUACACUGUCAAAAACAAAGUGGAUUUAGAACAUUACAUGUUGGUGCUCAAAGAAAACGAAGACCAGUUUUUUAAGCUUCAGGCAGAUAUGCUUCUACACGGCAUCAAAGUAGUAUCCUAUGGGGAUUGUUUUGAAAGUUUCCCAGAGUAUGUUGAAGAUCUCACCACUCGGAUUUGCCAUCAGAAGAGUCCAGAUCCUGAACAAGUGGACAGUACAACGGUUCUUGGUCAAGAACUUCAUGUGCAGACUGUGCAAAAAGGAAGUCAGGGGACUGCAGCACUGAUCCUAAGAGAGCAAGGCCACCUGACACUGGUACUGCUGAAGAUGGUGUCCUUCCAUGAAUAUUGUGAUCAUAUAACUUGAAAAGCAGCUGUCUACUACAAUUGUGCCAUCUGCUUAUAUCACAAUCAAAAUGAUGUAGAAAAGGACCUUUUAAAUUCACAUGAAUUAAAACCAGAUGAAGUCAUGGAUUCCUUCAGAAUUGCUUCAGAAGGGAUCCUUUGCAGUACGUUCCGACACGCCAGGAUAUGUACAUUUCAUGAGUAUUGUCGAAGGCUUUCACGGCCGGAUUCAACGGGUUGUGGUGGGUUUUCCGGGCUGUGUGGCCAUGGUCUGGUGGAUCAUAUAGGAACAAGAUCCACCAGACUGCAGCCACACAGCCUGGAAAACCCACCACAACUCAUUCAUGAGUAUUCUUUAGCCAACUACCUCAGGGAUUUAUUUCAGAUACUACAUGAAACAGGGCACUCUAAUCUGGACAAGAACAUUUAGCUUUUAUCUAUUUUGAACCUGACUGAUCGUACGUAACAUAGCAAAGUCAACUUACUUAUGUAGAUUUUAUAAUUUUCUAGUCAAAAUAUAGAUAAGGCAGACAAUUUUCUGUCUAAAUGAAAAGGGGAUCAUUAAUGGCUGUUUUGUGCAUUCAUUUUAAUAAAAAAUAUUAAAUAAGA